UACAGAUACGGAGGGGUCGCAGCCGCUAAAACAAACAGCGGCGUGUCUCUGUGAAUCUAACAGCGCGGCGGACACACGGGCUCUUCUCUCUGUUGCUCGGUAAUUGUUUAACUCAAAGAUGAAUUUUGAGCAGCCCCCUCCAUACCCGGGCAGCGGCCCCACUGCUCCAGGCUACCCAGGCCAGGGCCCCCCACCUCCACAAGGCUACCCACCUCAGGGUUAUCCUCCACAGGGAUACCCUCCACAGGGAUACCCUGUAAACAUGGAGCAGCCUAAUCCAGCAUACCCAAACUACCAGCCCGGACCAAUGCCCCCAGGAGGUCCUUAUCCUGGUCAAGGGUACGCUGGACAACCACAGUUUGGCUGGCAGGGGGGUCCCCCUCCUGGUCCUAUGUAUGGUGAAGCUCCCAAAAACACAGUGUAUGUGGUGGAGGACAGGAGAAGAGACGACUCAGGGGACACGUGCCUGACAGCCUGCUGGACAGCUCUGUGUUGCUGCUGUCUCUGGGACAUGCUGACAUAACGCUACUCACCAGCUGCUCACUCCCACCACCCACCAGUCCCAUGUCUGUGCCUUUUACCCCCGUCACCCUCUCGCUCUCUCCCCUUUGCCUUACACCUCGCUCUCCCUUAAAAAAAACGACCCGUUUCCUCUACGUGUCUUUUGCUUGUCUGUAAUUAAAAGCUGAUCCCGUGUGGAAGUCCUCCCUCUCUACCUUGAUGUGCAACCCUCCGCACUGACUGAAUGACUGAUCCUGUUUAGGGGCUACUCUGUUGUAGCAGCUUGUAACUGAGCGUCAAAACCUAACCUGAAUCUCAGGGUCUUUGCACACGCACACGCACACGCACACACACACACACACACACAUUCAUAUGCUUCCAUCUUCGUGAGGACACUAGUUGUCAUAAUGCAUUCCUCAAGCUACAUCCACACUAAUAUGUUUUUGUCAUCAACUCUUUCUGGCGUUCACACUACUCCUGAGUUCAGAGCUGUUGGGAAAUGUUACUGGUCACCAUACAAUUUGACAGCUCCAGGUUUGCGUCUAGACGGGCAGAAACUGAGAUGUUUGGAAACGAUGACCUAGACACUCACAACAGCAGGCUCUAUUCACUGGCUGAUUUGCCGGGCUCCUAUAUGACCGUGCUGACUCUGUUUUCUUAGCUAAUAGCUGGUGUGCAGUUGAAUUUUGCAUUUUGCAAUGACACAACUGGACAUAAGUUAUUAUCUUAGCAAUAUGUCAAGUGCAUGCUUAACUGUUUACACCGGCAUUCACAUGCACAGUGUAGGUGAGUGUUCAUGUGAAGUGUGUUUUCAGGCAUGUUAAUACGGAUGGGGAUUCAAACUGAUUCGGAGCCAAACUUCUUGCGUGGACCGAGAUUGUUUGAGUUUGAAAACACAAACGAAAAUGAAAAUGUAGUAGUAUGAAUGUAACCUUAACCAUCACAACUCCUGGUCCAUUGCAAGGCCUGUACCGAACCUAAACAUCAUUCUAACUCUAACCCCCCAAAGGUGUGAAAAUUGAGAACCAGACAAAACGUCCUCUUUCUGUAAAGUCUAUGCUUAAAAUGGUCCUCACAAAGAUGUACAAGUACAAGUCCACACACGCCACACACCCAGUACACUUGUACCUCAGGCUCAUCUUGUGUGAUGCUCUUUGGCACUUUAUGACGAUUACCUAUGUAAGAUACUACUCCUGCCUCCCUCUCUCUACCUCCCUCUACAUCCCCCUCCCCUCCUCCAGCCAUGCUACUUGCCCUGCCCCACCCCUCAUCCUGGACCCCCUGCACCCACCCCAUAUGACCCAAAGGCCACUAAGACCCUGGCUGUUAAUGAGCCACAGGGUGCUGUUAAAGAAGCUCAUGCUUGAAACGUAUCCCUUUUAUUUGCACACAAGCUCUGUUUUUUUUUGCUGAUGUAUGUCUUCAGAUGGAAUCAUGCAAUAGGUACAUGGAAUACAUUUUUAAUGACAGUGAUUUAUGUAUGAUUAUGGUUCAAAUCCAGUGCCCCCAAUGUUUUUUUUUCAUGAUGAUAUUGAUAUGAAAGAAAUUAUUGCAAUAUUAUUUGUAUAACAUACCUUGGCGAUAAAACAAAACAUGAAAAAAUUAAGUUGUGAUUCCUCAACAGAAGAAAUCAACUAACUUGUUCGAUGCCUUUUUUGCUUUUAAAUGAGAAUCUUGCAUUAAAACUUACUCCCAUGAAA
Molecule: messenger RNA, 2201 nt
Organism: Limanda limanda (common dab)
Lineage: Eukaryota; Metazoa; Chordata; Actinopteri; Pleuronectiformes; Pleuronectidae
Product: cysteine-rich and transmembrane domain-containing protein 1-like
Exons: 3
Coding region: 119-523 (134 amino acids)
Cellular component (GO): extracellular exosome
Source: RefSeq, a predicted model, not a curated record